AUGGCAAACCAGACUCGUGCACUGAUUGCCAAAGCUAAGGUAGCUUCUGAACAUACAAACAACAAUGGUAAGGCUUUAAAAGUUUCUGCAUCUGUUACCAAUAAUAAAUGGAUAACUGAUUUCGAUGCUAUUGAACAUAUGAUUUGUGAUUCUAGACAGAUACAAACUUUAAAACCAUCCACCCAUACUAUAGUUAGUGUUGCCAAUGGUAAUGAUGUCCCCAUUAUUUGGGAAGGUGAUGUCUCCCUCUCUAAUACCCUGAAUCUUGAUUCAGACAUUCGAACUCGCAAGACGAUUGGUUAUGGUAUUAGGAAGGGAAAGCUCUACUACUUGGAGCUAACAUCCAACAAUUCUCGAAAUUUGACUCAAGCUCUUGCUGUGGAAAGAUCUCAUGAGGAGAAAGAUAAAGCUUCAAAGGAAGCUUUAGCUGAUCCACAUUGGCAAGCAGCAAUGAAUGAAAAGUUGAAGUCUUUGAAGAUGAAUGCUACCUGGGAGAUCACAGACUUGCCAGCUGAUAAGAAACCUAUAGGAUGUAAAUGGGUUUAUACUAUGAAGUAUAAAGCUAAUGAGAUAGUGGAUCACUUCAAGGCAAGACUGGUAGCAAAAGGAUACACUCAAAAAUAUGGAAUUGACUAUACAGAUACAUUUGCUCAUGUGGCUAAGAUCAAAACAAUUCGUGUUUUGUUGUCCUUGGCUACAAAUCUUGAUUGGCCUUUACAGUAG
Messenger RNA from Malus domestica (apple), 723 nucleotides. NCBI's taxonomy places the organism in Eukaryota, Viridiplantae, Streptophyta, Magnoliopsida, Rosales, Rosaceae. The record is from RefSeq and is a predicted model, not a curated record.